CGGAAGCUCCCUCAGCAGUGGGGGGGGGCUCCGGUACCGCGGCGGCGAGCGCCGGUAACGGGGUUAACCCCGGUGUCCGGAACCGGAACAACGUCAUUGGUCCUUCCGGUGGGGCCUGCACCGGGAGCGGCGGAAGCCCCGUCCCUCGUAGGCCGCGGCCUCCCCGUUGCCGCAGCACCGGGACGGGCGCGGCCUGUGCGGAGGCCCCGCCGCUGUGUGCCGGUGCUGGCACCGGAGCGCUGCUGAAGCCGGUGAGGAUUAGUGCCUGUGUGCAGUGGCUUUAGGGAACGUCGGUGUUCCUGGACUUCCUCCCUGUUGCAGGGAGUGUGCAGCUGCUCCGGGGAGGAUGGAGACGCUGAGGAACCGGACGGUGGAGGAGCUGCAGGAGCUGCAGGAGAACACGGAGGAGAUCGAGCGCCUGGCACUGGAAUCCCAGGAGGUCCAGGAGCUGCAGCUGGAAAGGGAAAUGUCCCUGGCUGCCAACAGGAGCCUGGCUGAGCAGAACCUCAAGUUCCAGGCACCACUGGAGACAGGACGCAGUGAGCUCAGCACCAAGUACGAGGAGCUGCAGAAGCUGGCCCAGAGGUGCCAGGAGCAGAAGGCAAAGCUGGAGAAGUUCUCUGCAGCACUGCAUCCCCAGACCUUGCUGGAGCUCCUGCAGGUGGAAAGCCAGAAGAUUGAAGAGGAGUCUGAGCAAAUGGCCGAGAAGUUCCUGGAGGGUGACGUGCCCUUGGACACGUUCCUGGAGCACUUCUCCAGCAUGAGGAAGUUGUCCCAUCUGCGCCGGGUGAGGGUGGACAAGCUCCAGGAGAUCCUGAGGAAGUCGGAAGCGGCGCCGGAGCCUCGGGAGCAGCCUCUUCCUCAGGGACCUGUGCCCACAGAACCCCCAAAGCCGCAGCCCUUCCCUCCAGCAGCUCCUUCAGCAGCUCCUUCAACAGCCCCAGCCUUCCCCCUGCCCUACAGCCCAGCUCCAAGCGGGCCAGCUGGCCCCACAGCACACGGAGCUCUCCCUCCUGCUCCCUUCUCUGGCUCCCCAGUCACCGUGGGCAGCGUUGCUCCAUCCCAGCCCACCUUUCCCUAUAAACCUCCAGCUCCUGGAUACCCACCGGUACAAGCUGCUGAAUCCGGGUAUCCCAAGCCCCCCUCAGGAGGCUCUGCUCCAGCACCAGCUUAUUCCUGGUCUCCAUCCAGGGGCCCACCUCAGCCCCCCCAGUUUCCUGGCUCUCAUCCCCCUCCGCCACCCCCCAGACCCGGAUACCCUCCCUUCUUCCCACCUGGAGCAGCGAGACCCCAGUGUCCAUACCCAACCCAGCCUCCUCUCCCCAACUUCCCAAUCCCUCCCCAGCCUCCAUAUCCUCCUGGAGCACCUCCACCCUUUGGAUUCCCCCCACCUCCCAAUCCUCAGCGCCCUGCUUGGCCUGGCUACUAAAUGUGGGACUCCUGGCUCCUGGAAUGUGGGACUUCUGCUGCUCUUCCCUCCUCUCUGGUGGGGAGUGAGGAGGAAGAGUGAUGCUCUUCAACCCAUGGGUGCAGAAGCAUCACACAGGCAGCAGCUCCCAGGGAUCAAGCAGGUUGAUGCCAUCCCCAUGGGUCACAUCUCAUCUCCUGAGGUUUGUGCUCAUCUGAGGGGCUGGAGUGGCCAAUUCCAGGUGGAUUCAUCCAGGUUUUGAUGUGAAAUCCAGGUAGACCCUGAGGUACUCGAUGGAGAUGGCAGCUUCAAGAGCCAGACCCCCUCUAUGUGUGCAAGAGAGCAUGAGUGUGCUGGAGUCUGCUCCAUGUCGUGUGCUCCAUGGGUCUCAGAUGUCAUAUCCUAAUCCUUAACCUUGCCACAAGUGUUCGAAGGACACUUUGGGAAUCUGGGACAGUAUUCCUGACACAAAGCCACCCGCUGCUUUCCCCACAUCCACUGGGUUGGGGCCCCAAGGAAGUGAGAGGCAGAGCCAGCUGGGCUUGCAGGUCAUUCCCAACAGGUUGUAGCAGGGAAGAACAGCUCCCUGGAUGAGCCAGGCCUUGGGAUGUCUCCCAGUGUUAUCCUUGGAUGUGGGAUAACUUCCACUCUGGCUCUGCUCAGGCUUGUCCCAGUGCUGCCUCUGCCUGUGGGGUGAGUCCUGGUGUGCUCCAAAGCAGAGGCAGUUCCCAGUUUGGAUGGACCCCAGUGAUCCCAGCUCACUGGGAAGCACGAACCUCUUCACCACUGUUCCCUGUCCCACCAAGGGUUUGGAGCCUCCAGCACUUCCCAGGGCUCACUGCAUGGAUAUUAUCCAUGGAUUUGGUGUAAACCAGGCUGGCACAGUGACCUGGGCUGUUGCUGCUUUGGAGGUGCACAUCUGGGAAUCGGAAAUGGGAAUUGGUGCUUCCCAUAUCCCAACCUCUCCCAUGGGGAGAAUUGAGUUCUUGGGGUGCUCCAGGCUCCAGCCUUCCUCACAUCCCCUUUCUCAGGUAACACUAAUGGAAGGAGCACUGAUUCGGGAUGGGAAUGGGAAUGGGAUUGCUUUGCUCAGCACUUUAUCCUCCAGCUCCUGCCUGUCUCCCUGUAAGUUAUUGAUCAGGAACCGGUACUAAUGGACAAGGUUUGAUGGAAGCAAUUCCAUAGCUCUGGAUAAUGGCAGUAAUAAAACUCGAUGAACUGCAUGUGGGGUGAUUGCUUCCGGAGCCAGCAUCAGCCUCACGCUUCCAUUGAGCCACCUUAUUCCCAUUGGCAUCCUCAGAGCAAUUUCCUCUUGGCUUCAUCCCUGGAACCUUUCACCCUCUUUCAGGAUCAGCUUCCAACUCCUCUUCCCUGCUUCCUUGUUCCCAUCUUUUCUAAGGGACCUGUUUCAGUUUGAACCCAUCACCCCUUGUCCCUGAUGCAGAGUCCAUCCCCAGCAUCCUAGUAUCCCCUUCAGACAUGGAAGCUGCUCUGAGCUCUCCACACAUCCCCAAUGUUCCCAACCUGGCUCCAUAUGGAAGCUGCUUCAGCCCCUGAGCAUCCUCUGGACUCACUCCAACAGCUCCAUGUGCUGAUGCUGAGGACCCCAGGGCUGGAUGCAGCAUCCGAGUGGGAUCUCAUGGAGCAGAGGGGCAGCAUCACCUUGGACCUCUCCUCCAUCACUGGGAGGUCUUUAGCCUGGAAUAGCUCCAAUAGGGUUGGGAGGAA
This is a messenger RNA of Melopsittacus undulatus (budgerigar), 3136 nucleotides long. It is a transcript of the gene VPS37C, whose product is annotated as VPS37C subunit of ESCRT-I. Gene Ontology annotation, biological process: protein targeting to vacuole; ubiquitin-dependent protein catabolic process via the multivesicular body sorting pathway; protein targeting to membrane. The transcript is spliced from 5 exons. The record is from RefSeq and is a predicted model, not a curated record. NCBI's taxonomy places the organism in Eukaryota, Metazoa, Chordata, Aves, Psittaciformes, Psittaculidae. Gene Ontology annotation, cellular component: ESCRT I complex. The coding region runs from base 347 to 1429 and encodes 360 amino acids.